AUGUCUGAUGAAAAUUGCGGUUGCCAAAAAACUUUCGAUUUCGUUCCAUCGAGUAUAACGGACGCAUUUGGAACGGUGUACGAAUCGAAUACGAUAAACGUAGAUUUCGGAAAGGUGCAAGUCGGAUUAAAGAAAUGGUUAAAAUUCCCAAUAAACAGAACUCAGAAUGAGAAUAUUUUCAAUAUAACCCGAGACCCAGAAACGAAUCCCAUCUACCAGGUGUUCGGCUUCAACAAGUACAAGAUCAAAGAGCAGGAUACGUACUUGAAAGUCUUCUACUUGCCGGUCUUCGCUCAAACCAUAAACAUCGACUACUUCGAUAUCACGGAUAGUUAUAAUAACGUGACCAGAGUUUGCGUUACGGGCGAAGGUGUUGGACCGGAAGUUCGAGCCUCCAGAGAUUUCCUAAAGUUUCAUGUUUUCGGUGAUAGGAAGGUGUGCAAACAUACGGUUGAAUUAAAGAACGAUUCUGAGGUGGAAGCUCAGUUUUCGAUGGAAGGAUGUGAUGCUUUCAAUGUGGAUAAGACUUCUGGAACAAUUGCAGGAAACGGUUACGUCUACGUGAAUAUCACUUACAUUCCAAAAGCUUUAGGUACACAUGUGCAAAAUUUGGAAUGUUUAGUUUUGCAUCAGCAACCUCUCAUAAUUAAGCUGCUUGGAAUUUGUUCGGAAAAUGAUGUUAUUCAGGAACAGAUGAUUGACUAUCCGGAUGUUACAAGUCCUGGAUCAUUCAAUAAGUAUAUGGGUGAUAUUCAGACUUGUUUAGAGUCUUUCCCUUUGGUUUCGUUAAGUGAAAAUUAUUUGGACUUUGGAGCCGUUCAAUGUCUUAACGAUGAAGUCAAGAAAAUAUCUAAAACUAUGGUAACUUCAUUGACUAAUCAUGGCGCAUAUUUUAUAACCAUUCAAUGGGAAAGUAGCAAUGAUGAUAAUUUCGAUAUUUUUCCAAAAUCGUUGGAAAUCCCUGGCGACGAAUCCGCCCUUUUUGAAGUUGUAUUUAAACCAGAUAAACCAGAUAACGUAUAUUCAAGAACACUAAUAGGAAAUGUACAUUGGAAAGACGGAGGAGACGCUAUAUUACAUAUUCCAAUACCAAUAACUCUUCGUUUAACAGGUCAUUCUUUUGCCGAAAACACCUACUGGAUUCCUCAGCUUGAAAUCGAACCGGAAGUGAGUAUUCUGCCACCCGCGUUGCCAGGAUACCCAUCGUUCCAAACGUUCCUCCUAAAAACCAAAGGUCACCUUCCGGUUUUGUACAAAUUUCUACCGCCGAAAAAAUCGAAUUUCAUAGUGAAACCUGCGAUGGGUCUGGUGCAAGGUUUUCAAGUUAUGGUCGUGCAAUUGUGCACAGAGGUGCAAAGCAACAAUAAGAAUGGUAAGAUUUACGUGGAGCAAUGGUGCUUGCAGCUGAACGGUCAGAAAACGCACAAGAUCCCUUUCUAUCUCAAGGGAUUCGCCGAACGUCCGAAGAUGAUGAUCGGCGAUGAAAACGUUGUGAAGUUCACUGCGAUUCAAAGUGGUUGCAUGCAGAAACAGUUGGUGCCGAUAAGGAAUAAGAGUCAACAUUACUUAAAAUAUGAGUUCUUGAUUAGCACUGAAAAGUUAGAAAUACCUGAUGCCAACGGCGAAUUGGCGCCGAAUGAACGUAAAUUGAUCGAAUGGAGUUACAAGACAACUGGAAGUGAACUCACCAUACACACUAUAACCUGCAAAUGCUAUGCCAUGGAGAAGAUGAAGGCUAUCCAAGGGGAACCAGUAGAAAUUGACGUCUCAGUGUACACCGAUUCUUCGUUCUCCGAACUCUGCUCUAUUCCGAACAGCUUCAAUCUGGGACUAGUUGAAUGCCAUUCGCAGCACUCGACGAAAUUCGUGUUGCGAAACUUUGGAUUCUCCGUCAUACAUUUCAGUCUGAUUGCCAAAGACCACAACGGAAAUAUUCAUAAAGAUAUAUGCUUGAUGCCUUCACGUGGAAGCUUAGAACCUGAUGGAGAGUUGUCCAUUAACGUGCACUACGUAGUUGAAAAUACUGGGCGUCAUUUGGUGAGGGUGUAUUACUUGCUCAGGAUGUGGGAAAACUGUUGCAGUUCUCACUUGGACUACGAGAAACUAAUCUUUUCUUUAACUUGUCAGAGCAGUUAUCCAGUGGUGCAAAUUGUGGAUAUUGCCAAUCAUGAUUUCGGACCGCUCUUUACGAAAUCUACUUUAUGGGAGUUGAUGAAUAUAGAUGAAUUGAACAAGAUUUUGCGAACUAUUAAGAAAAACGAGAAGGCUGCCAUUUUGUUGGAGGUACCGGAAGUGGAAUUGGGCAGCGAUACUUUAAAAGCAAUCUUCAUGUUUCGCAACGAAUCAGUCUUCCCUACAGAAUUAUGUCUCAAACGUAAGCAGCUAUGUCACUGCGAACUGCAGAAGAUCGAGGAUUCGAUUUCUGUGAGAAAAUUGCGCUUCAAGUGUCCGCAUCGCGAAGUCUUACAUCUUGACAUGGAUGAAGGCGCAAUUGAAGUUAAAACCUCUUUCUCCGCCAAGUCCGUCCAGACGUUGCACAUGAAGGCCAGAUAUUAUUUACAAGGAACCACUCAUCUGUCGUACGACCUCUUCCUCGCUCACAACAGGUGCAUCCAGCUGGAUUUCAAGGUCACCGCCGUCGCGGAUUAUGCGUUGAUCGCGUCCCGCUAUGAUCUGAGCUAUUGUGUGAUGUUUGACGAUGUGUGCUUGAGCGAAUUUGAUCCUUGCACUCAGUGUUUCUGGUUAUAUAACAAUGCAAAUAAAAUUGUAGAGCAUAGCUUGGAAACCAUCUCCCUCGACAUGAUCAACAUCGAUUACGGCUUCAACGUAUUAAGCUGUCUGAAUCCAACUGGUGAAAUCAUGAGUUACUCGUCAAAACCAUUGAUUUUCACCAUAAAACCAAUAGAAUUGAGGACUAUUAAUCUUUGUCUACCUUUAAACCUUGGCGAAGAAAGAAUCUAUCUGAGGUUCAGCUCCACCGGAAAAAGCGUCUUCAUUAAUAAAGAGAAGAGCAAAAUUUUCGCUCCGCUGACUGUAUAUAACGAAGAAGUUCCCAUCACGCUCUCCCAGGACAAAUUGAUCUUGGACCCAUUUCCAGUGUGGAGUUACGUGACCAGGAUGAUUUUCAUACGAAACAUGACGAAAAACCGGAUAAUUGGUUAUUCGUGGAAUAAUUGCAAAUUGGAUGGUAUAGUGGAUAUUAAAGUGAAUUGUCGAAAAGGUGUUUUAAAGCCACGCGAAUCUAAGAGCGUCAUUAUUCAAGUGAAAUCGUUCGGAAGACCUUGCAAAACGAGACUGCAGCUUCCGUGCAAACUGUUGGAUCACAGUCUUUAUUACAAGCAUAGAAAAACUACGCAAGAUUACAAUGCGCGACAAGAGGAGAUCAAUCUGGAAUUUACCAUCACCGAAAAUGGAACUUCUUUCCCUAUCAAUGAAAUUGAAAUAUUUCCAUGUCCUAAACAAUUCUAUGUCGGCAUCGCUAUUGACGUGACCAUAACGAGUAUUCACGAUCGCGAUUUGCACUACACACCGAUCCAACAAAUGCAACAAUCUCCUCACAGCCAUCUGGAUUACCAUCUGGAUUCGGUGGUAUUCAAAUGCGUGUCGAAUUUGGAGCACGACGUGGAUAAACCAAUAAAAUCCCGAAUAAUAUCGUUGCGUGACAUGGAAACGCAAAUGAGCAAAACGGUCGAUGUCAGUCUGCAAUCGACAGAAAGUGACACCACCCAAGAAUCGGAGAGUGCAGGGAUUGAUUUACUAGAGAAAACAAUGGAGUGUAUCAUGGGGGACGUCAUUUUCUCUGAGCUGUUUAAAGAGUUUCUGGGAAUGUACAAAAGAAAAUCGAUUCUGUACUAUGAGCAAAUCAAGAAUAACCAAGAGAGAGAUUACGAGAGGCUGGCGAAGGAGUUGUAUACGGAUCCGCAGCUGGAUGAAAUCUCUCAGGUGUUGAGUGAGGUCAUGACAGAUAGUCUUCACGACAUGUUUCAAUUGGGACCGCAGGGAAAGACGUCGCCAGAUAUGGAGAAGUUGGCGAAGGAAUUGGAAAUUAAUUACGAGAAGGAAUUAACUGUAGAGCAGAAAACGUGUACUUGUCAUAAAUAA
This is a messenger RNA of Nicrophorus vespilloides, 4101 nucleotides long. RefSeq names its product coiled-coil domain-containing protein 108. Bases 1 to 4101 code for a protein of 1366 amino acids. NCBI's taxonomy places the organism in Eukaryota, Metazoa, Arthropoda, Insecta, Coleoptera, Silphidae. The record is from RefSeq and is a predicted model, not a curated record. The transcript has 16 exons.